This is a messenger RNA of Fonsecaea nubica, 675 nucleotides long. Its product is annotated as Telomere maintenance protein SDE2. The record is from RefSeq and is a predicted model, not a curated record. The coding region runs from base 1 to 675 and encodes 224 amino acids. The transcript has 2 exons. Lineage: Eukaryota; Fungi; Ascomycota; Eurotiomycetes; Chaetothyriales; Herpotrichiellaceae.
AUGGGGGUGAAUGCGGUUGACAUUGAGGAUGAAGAGGAGGAUGAGGAUGAAGAAGACAACGAAGACUCAGACGACCAUGGUGGAGGCGAGGUUUACGAGGUCAAAACAAAAACACGCUCUUUAUAUCACAUUAUCGAGGGCAUACUCAUCGUAUUACAUAUUCAAUCUUCCACGCCCGCAUCUCCUCCGAUCGACGAAGCGGGCGAGGAGCAGGAUCCGCUAUCAGUGAAUGGAAACGGCAAAGACGGUGCUGGUAAAGCGCAGGCCAGUGCUGAAGUAGCUGAUCAAUGUCCCCGACAAAAUUUGUCGGGGGUUGGCGUCACGCCUUCAGAACAUAUGGAGCUGAUCGCACUGACGGGCUGGAUCAAAGACAAGUGUGCAAUGUCUUCUGCAACACCAGAAUCGGCUUCAAUCUCGUCAACAAAGUCAGAAUGUCGCCAGUUGACAGGUCUGACGACACAGAAACUCCCGCUGAAGACCCCGAGAAUAGCCGUUUCAGAGUUAAACGCAGGCGGAAGCAUGUCAGCUCAUAUAUCUGGCUUGGAAAAGUUUGUCAGGACGAGGAAACGACGGCAAUGGACCGCAGAAGCGUAUUCUGCUCAAGAGGGACGAGAAGACACGACAACAGAUGUCGUUGCUGCCCGGCAUUGUUUGUCCCACGGGGUGGCUUCAUGA